UUCAAACAACAACCUUCGACUUUCCCCGACUAGCCUCUACCAGAUACCGUCUGCCUCAUCUCUUUGCACCACUCCGUCACCUCCACCAUCGUCUCAAUGGCUGCUCAGGUUCAGACUCCCUCUAAGAAGGCUGCUGCCGACAUGGCCGGUCUCAGCAUGGACUCGCCUUCGAAGCUCGACUUCAACGGUACCCUCGAGUGGACCAAUGACGAGGUCGCCCGUCCCAUCGUCGGCAUUCCCGACCUGCCCGACGAGCCCGUGGAUGACGACGAGAAGCACCCCAGUGUUGCUGCCACCAUCCGGAAGGAGGAGGCCCACGAGCCCCUCCUGCAGGAGAACCCGCACCGCUUUGUGCUCUUCCCCAUCAAGUACCACGAGAUCUGGCAGAUGUACAAGAAGGCUGAGGCGUCUUUCUGGACGGCCGAGGAGAUUGAUCUCUCCAAAGACCUUCACGACUGGAACAAGCGCCUGAACGACGACGAGCGCUUCUUCAUUUCCCACGUGCUCGCUUUCUUCGCCGCGUCGGACGGUAUCGUCAACGAGAACCUGGUCGAGCGUUUCAGCUCCGAGGUUCAGAUCCCCGAAGCUCGCUGCUUCUACGGCUUCCAGAUCAUGAUGGAGAACAUCCACUCCGAGACUUACUCUCUGCUCAUUGACACCUACAUCAGCGAGCCUAAGCAGCGCAACUACCUUUUCAACGCCAUUGACAACAUCCCUUGCAUUAAGAAGAAGGCCGACUGGGCCCUGCGCUGGAUCUGCGACAAGAACUCGACCUUUGCGUCGCGUCUGAUCGCCUUCGCCGCCGUCGAGGGUAUCUUCUUCAGCGGCUCGUUCGCGUCCAUCUUCUGGCUCAAGAAGCGCGGCCUGAUGCCCGGCCUUACCUUUUCCAACGAGCUCAUCUCCCGUGACGAGGGCAUGCACACCGACUUCGCGUGCCUGCUGUUCUCGCACAUCAAGACCAAGCCCUCGCCCGCGGCCGUCGAGAAGAUCAUCUGCGAGGCCGUCGAGAUCGAGCAGGAGUUCCUGUCGGACGCGUUGCCCGUCGCGCUGCUGGGCAUGAACGCCAAGCUCAUGUGCCAGUACAUCGAGUUCGUCGCCGACCGCCUGCUGCUCGCCCUCGGCAACAAGAGGUACUACAACGCCACCAACCCGUUCGACUUCAUGGAGAACAUCUCCCUGGCCGGCAAGACCAACUUCUUUGAGAAGCGUGUCGGCGACUACCAGAAGGCCGGCGUCAUGGAGAAGACGAACAAGAAGGCCGAGACGCCCACGGGCGCCCCCGCCGUCGUCAACGGUGACUUCGCCUUUGACGAGGACUUCUAGGCGCAUCACCGCGUGACGUCGUGUCCUUUGUCUUUUCCAAUCUUUUUUCUCUGUACUUGAUAUCCGUCGCUUUCUCUUCCAUCAUCACGACGGCAUGCGACGGUAAUGGACUGUCAUGCCAUUCAACUCUUCUCAACCAAAGAGGACAUGUAUUCAUAGGCGUUAAAGGGACUGAGUAGUUUGGGUUAAGCCACUCUUGGAGUACUGUUUUUUUCAGAUAAUGAACGUCAACACGUAGAUACCAAUUCACGCAUAACACU
Messenger RNA from Aplosporella prunicola CBS 121167, 1583 nucleotides. RefSeq lists its product as uncharacterized. NCBI's taxonomy places the organism in Eukaryota, Fungi, Ascomycota, Dothideomycetes, Botryosphaeriales, Aplosporellaceae. Bases 97 to 1323 code for a protein of 408 amino acids. Gene Ontology annotation, biological process: deoxyribonucleotide biosynthetic process. Gene Ontology annotation, molecular function: oxidoreductase activity. The transcript has 4 exons. The record is from RefSeq and is a predicted model, not a curated record.